AUGGCGAUACCAAGCUCUCCUACACCAGCACUUUCAGCAGACCAGCACACUACACCAGAGUACAGGAACUGGCUUGCUCUAGGGCAUGCCUUAACAACCGUGCUUUGUCAAGGUCUUCGCCCAUUUAUCAACAGAGAGAUGAUGGCUUUCUAUACAAACGUAAGUGCAACACUUGCAGCUUCUGGUCCCUGUACUUGUGUCUUUGUCACAGGAAGAAGACCAAAUCAACAUCAUGACAUGAGCAGCUGCACGUGGGCUAACGUCCUUCAACGUCAUCAUCAUAAAGGCAGGCCAAACUGGAAACAAAGUGAUUCCACCAAAUGGACGGAUCCAGUCCAGGGGCCUUGGGAGAUAGCCAAGCUUUUCCUCCCGGAUCUUGGGGGACACGUGAUAACGAGCGCGCAAGAUAUGGACGUCACAGGGAUCUUGAACCUAAUGGACUGGUGUGAUCACUUCCGGCCCAUUCCUCAAGCUUCGAUCAAAGAUAUCCGCGAUAUUAGGAACCAAAAGUGGGCACAUGUACCCAAGCUGGAGUUGACCGAAGCUGACAAAGCCAACGCCUUUGCAUCAAUAGAAAACUUGCUGCAGGAUCCCUACUUAGCUCACGAUCCGGACGUCAAAAAAGCCCUACGCGAAAUGCAGACAGUCAAAUGUGUAUCAUACUUACGCAAUUUUGAGGCCAAGGUUCUCAAGGAAUAUAAAGAGAUGACCGAAAGAGGUAUCUUACGCCUGCGGAGCGAACUCGAAAACGAGUCCAAGCGUAACCAGAAACUUCGAAGCCAUUCGGAAAGACGUUUACGCAAGAUGCAAAAAUCAUUGGAUAUCGUAAACAACAAGAUACGAGCAUUAAAUUCGUGUGUAAACCUUGUCAAAUUUGGUCCUCUGUUCCUAUGCAACAGCUUAAUCAAGAUCAUUUGUGCAUUAUCAAAGCUACCGCUUACACUUUGUCUGAAGAUCUCUUUGCUGUGCAGCUUAUGCGUGACCCUUCUCGAUCCAAGUUCAUACAAAGACGGUAAGUAGACUGUGUUUGGUCUGUUUGGGUUUUCAAAUGUAUAUCCCAGUAUUGUUUUUCGAGCUCGAGAUUGACGGGUAAAUGGUUGGGCGAUGAAUGUUAGCUUGAACAAAUGAAAAAAACGGAAAAAAAGUAAAAAAAUAAAAUAAAAUAACAAGACAAAAAUAUAAAUAUCUGCAAAACACAUCCCCGCGCCCCUGAAUAGUUACAAAGUAUAGACGAACCCGCCACUGGCGCGCAUGGCUGUCUUAUUUUUAUUGGCGAUUCACUAGGUGCCGGAAAUACCAAACUUUAUAGAGGUCAUCUCUAUAGCACACGCAUCUAUGUAUCACUGAGGUCAAGAGACCAUAAUAGUCGUAUUAUGAUCUCUUGCUGAGGAACAUGGCUCUGCCCUUUUGGUUUUCACAUUAAGAAGGGACUUCAAUUCGGCACCUUGCGUUAUCGCCUAUUAAAAAGCCCGCCCCACCUCCAAAGCCAGGGAAAAGCGCUCUGGGGACGAGUUGGGCAAGCCAUAAUUUUAGCUUUGCAUUGGAUCCUAAAAAUUAAAGUACGAGUACAUAGCCGAGCUCCCAUCUUUCCGCAUCAGGCUCAGGAUAGCUUCAAUAAAGAGCUCUCUUAGGUUAAGGGCUUUCAGGUCUGCUGGCGAAUGAAUUAGUACCUAUUUGAAGGGUCUUGGUUUUUGACAGGCAGCCCAAACCCACGUUAGGAGAAAAAGGUGCCUGUGUAAAGUAAUUUACUUCUGCUAGACGCGCAGGUGUCUCGUUACAGGCGACCGUUGCAAACAAGAGAGGGUGGGUAGAAAACGAAGACCCCCUCAAAAUGACUUAUAAAUAUCUAAAAACGGGUAUCUCGACCUUAGACGUGUAAGAAACAACAAUAUCUUCAAUUAUGCAAAAUUUCGACUAGGGUCUUCGUUUUCUACACAAUCCCCCCGGUGUGUAGAAAACAAAGACCCCCCUCAAAAUCACUUGGAAACGGCUGGAAACUGCUUUUAACGACUUCUAGACGCUAAAGGAGUGUAAGAAACAAAACGGCUCCGGACCAUUUUCAAUGUCGAUACAAAAUUUCGACCAGGGUCUUCGUUUUCUACAUAAUCUCCCCGGUGAGUAGAAAACGAAGACCCCCCUCAAAAUCACUUGGAAACGGCUGGAAAUUAAACCUGCUUUUAACGACUUCUAGACACUAAAGGAGUGUAAGAAACAACACGGCUCCUGAUGAUGAAACCCAUGACAACAUUAAGAUCUCCCGAGUGACGUGGUUAUUUAAUGUCAGAAGAAAUCCGAAAUCCAUAUCUUACAAUGUAUGUAAUAUUUUCUUUAUUAAAUACAUAUUGACUUUUCUAUGGAAAGUGUUUCUGUUUCAUUUUAGUUUUACUUUGUAGAAUUCAUCAUUAUAAUACUCAUUAAACUCGUGGUACAGUCAAACCCCGUUAAUACAGACACUUAGGAGACCAUAGAAAGUGUCCGUAGUAAGCGGGUUCAAUAACGAGAAGAUGCAGGACCUUUCUUUUCCUUGGCACAACGCUCCCUUGUGCUUGCACUUGUUUCAGUUUCUCACAUCCCUCCUGUGUGAUGUCUGUGAUGUUUAAAGUAGAACUCAAGAGCUGUGAAGAGUCUAGAAUUUUAUUGGGGAAGCGUUUCUCUUCUGUGCAGGGCUUUUCCGAAGGACACUGAAAUAAGUGGCAGGGGUGUGUGUGAUUUUCAUUAACAGUUUGCAAGACAACAGGUACUUACACGGGUUACCGUUUUUUUCGGUACAAAGUUAUUUCAAAACAAGUUUAUUGAGUGAAGUUGUAAUAUGAUUUCACGUACAAAAUACUUGGCUCAAAGAACAGAGAAUAUUCAAACAAAAUGUGUUUUCUGCAUGGUUCACUCGCAAACUGGCCGUAAUAAAAUCUCGGAAGCGUUUCUAUCGUCCGUAAUAAAGACGUGACUGAGAGUAGAGAAUUAAGACUCUUAUUUUUCAGAUAAAAAUGUUGACGCUGAUAGAAACAAGGCUGGGCAUUAACCCCCCCGAGUGACAAUUGACAUGGUUAUUCAAUGUCACGGAAUGAGGCAUUUUGAUGGCGAUCACGGAUCCCUCGGAAGGCAUGACUUUGUUGAACACUUUACAGCAAAGGAUGAUUCUGGAGAAAACUCAGACGAAGACCCUGGUCAAAAUUUUGUAUAAUUGAAGGUAUUGCUGUUUCUUACACGUCUAAGGUUGAGAUACCCGUUUCUAGAUAUUUACAAGUGAUUUUGAGGGGGUCUUUGGGUCUUAGGUCUUAGGUCUUCGUUUUCUACACACAGGGGGGAUUAUGUAGAAAACGGAGACCCCGGUCGAAAUUUUGUAUAAUUGAAAGUCGUCAGGGGUCGUGUUGUUUCUUACACCCCUUUAGUGUCUAGAAGUCGUUAAAAGCAGUUUCCAGCCGUUUCCAAGUGAUUUUGAGGGGGAUCUUCGUUUUCUACACACCGGGGGGAUUGUGUAGAAACCCUAGUCGAAAUUUUGCAUAAUUGAAGAUAUUGUUGUUUCUUACACAUCUAAGGUCGAGAUACCCGUUUCUAGAUAUUUAUAAGCGAUUUUGAGGGGGUCUUCGUUUUUAGGUCUUAGGUCUUCGUUUUCUACCCACCCAAACAAGAGACUUUGUAUGAGAAAUAAAAUACUGAGAUCUGCGAACGCUAAAUAAAGUUAAAUCUAAUUCUUCCUUCAAUGAAAUAAAUAAAAAAAGACUUACCUGCGAUGUAUUGCACCGUGUUUCGGUCUCUGCUUGUCGUUUUACUGGUUUUUGUGGCUUUAUUGCACAGCCAUUACUGAAGCAUGUUGCACUUACCAACUAAUUUUCAUUAUGACAAUUAGCACCUUUGCACCCGUCGUGUAAGUGCUAAUUGUCAUAAUGCAAAUUAGUUGGUAAGCGCAACAGCGGUCACAGGCACUGGACGAAAGCCAGACGUUCCUCGAAGUCCGGCACAAAUGGUUCAAUUUGAUGGGGGAAAUAUAAAGCUUUUUUCGAGCCGAUCUCUUAGAGAGGAAAAAGAGGUUUCCCUCUUGGAUUGGAGCUGAAAAAAUUUGCAGCAGACUUGAAUUUCGGCGAAAAACGGCAUUUUUGUUGCGACUGGUCCAGGACCCUGCCAAAUCGAAACGACUAGCCUUGACUUCGUCUUAUGAAGGGAGUAACAGUAGUUAUGCAAUAAAGCCAAAGAAACCAGUAAAACGACAAGCAGACACUGAAACACAGUGGAAUACAUCGCAGGUAAGUCUUUUUCAUUUAUUUCAUUGAAGGAAAAAUCAGAUUUAACACUAUUUAGCGUUCGCAGAUCUCAGUACUUCUAUUUCUCAUACUAAGUCUCUUAUUUUCAACUGUCGCCUGUAACGCGACACUGGCGCGUCCAGCAUAAACGUCACGCGUCACCUAUGGUAAGUACACCUUUUCCUCGUAACGUGCUGCCUGUGGGUUUCUUAGCCAAAGUUUACCAUGUCCCAUGUGUCGGCUACAGGCCUUGCGUAUUAUUUAAAAGAGUUUGCGAUUCUUUCAUAGAACAAGAAUUAUUUUUAAUGUUUUUUUCCCCAGGGUGUCCUACAGAGAACGCUAAAGUGCCAUUCGACACCAAAGAUAUCAACAUGUCAGAAUACUUGAUAUCAGCACGCGCUGAGGACUUUAUCGGGCGUCAGUGGCUGUAUAGAGAUGUGGAAGAUGCAUUUAAGGAUGAUAGCGUUAGCGGAGUACUAAUUAUAGGAAAUCCCGGUACAGGCAAAUCCGCCUGGGCCUCUCAGCUUAUUUGUUCUCGAACAACAAGCUCUGCGAUUCAUGCUCAUAUCCUCGGUUACCACUUGUGUAAGUACUCAGACAAAAAUACACAAAUGGCAGGAAAGUUUGUUCGAAAUUUAGCGGAAAUGAUAGCCCGCAGAUUGCCCGAGUAUGGGAAUAUCGUUUCCAAUAGUUCUUACAUUCAACGCUCUUUUAAUCUGGAUUGUAUCCAGAAUCAUGAUCCGGUCGGUUGUUUUGAACAAACUAUCAUCACUCCUCUAAGAAACCUAAAAAAUGAACCGAUACACACUUGGUUUAUCAUAGUGGAUGCCUUAGAUGAAUGUCGUUCACAAGGGGAAACAAGUCACAGCAUAAUUUAUCUUCUAGAAAACAAGAUUAAUCGGUUUCCACCUUGGUUAAAGCUUAUAGUGACUUCACGAAAUGAAUCUGACGCCUUAGUGCAUUCAACAAAAAUAGCGAACUUAGUCAUUGAUCCUGAGGAUUCUAGAAAUCUAGAGGACAUUGAGAUUUUUGUGACGACAAGACUCUAUCAACUUAGUCCUUUACUACGUCGCAUAACGAUCUGGUUCGGUGAUGACAGCAUUGAAAGCACAACAAAAGUGGCCGCUGCGUUACUAAGGAAAAGUCAAGGUAACUUUCUGUUCGUUAAAGAGUUGCUUAAACAUUGGGAGCACUCAAAACACGAAUUAGGAAAUACGUAUGAUUUACCAAAGUCUUUGGAAGACCUGUACCGUAGUUACUUUCAAAGACUUUAUCCUAGACAAAGGAACUUUAGAUAUGCUCGGCAUGUGUUGGAAUUAUUAGUUUCUUCACUCGAGCCUCUAACUCAAAAAGGAAUAUUUGAAGUGCUGAGAAUAAGAGAGAAUGACCUAGAUGAAGAAUACGAUUUCAAAAAUAGACUAAAAGAACUUGGUCACUUUCUAAAAUAUGGAGAAAACAACACAAUCACACUUUAUCACUUAUCGCUAACUGACUGGUUGACAAGUGAAAGCAACGAAGAGUUCUUUGUAAGUAAAAAGAAAGGACACAAAAUAUUCAGUGAAUACUACCUUACUCUUGUUAAAGACGGAGAUAAAAGUAAGUUGUCGAAACAUAUCCUUUCUUUGGCUCAGCACGUUGCUUUUGGCGGUCUUAAAGAAUUAUACACCAAAGAAUUCGCCAAUUUUCGUUCCGAGGCAGUCAAUCAGUCGUCAGACUCGCUUAGUAGCGGCAGAACACUAUUGCAUCUUGCAGCGACAAUCAACACUACAGAUGUACUAGAACUCCUGUUACGGCAUUUUACUUGCAUCGAUUGUGUCGAUAACCAUGGAAUAACGCCCGCGUUUUUGGCAGCAGAGCAUGGACUUGUAAACAAUCUGGCUUUGUUGGUCAAAAAAGGUGCCAACGUAAAUCACAAAACAAAGUCAAUCUUUGCAGUUUACAGAGAAAAUGUAACCACCGCCUUAAAAGAAGCCAAACUAUUUGGUUGCUAUAAAUUUUGUGAACCUCCCUCAUUCUUUCGGGCCAAAUCAAAAUUCUUUGGCGUCUCUUUACUUCAUGCAGCAGCCAAGGGAGGUCACGUAAAAGUUGUUCGUUUUCUUCUUGCCAACAAUGCAGAAAUCUCGAUACUCAAUGAUGUUAAUCUGACCCCUAUUCAGUUAGCUGCUGAGAACGGACAUCUCGAGGUUGUUAAAAUUUUGCACCACGCAGGCUCAGUUGCAGAUCAAACCGCUCUUCAUCACGCAGCUACAAACAAUAGGUUGAAAGUGGUGGAUUUCCUAUUAAACGUUGGUGUCCAAGACGAAUGUCUAAAAUGUGAUGGCUCUUUUUACUGGUUGGAGAAAAUUCCAGAAGACUCGUCUCAAAUCUAUGACGACAAUCAUUUGGUGUUAUGCCAGACUGCACUUCACGCUGCUGUUGCGUCAGGACAUGAAAAAGUUGUUUCUCGCCUUCUUUCCGAAGAACUUAAUGCACUGAAUUGUUAUGAUCAUUCUGGGAGAUCUCCACUUCACGAAGCGGUUCGAAAAAAUCACAUAAAAAUAGUCCAUAUUUUGCUUGAAAAGCAACCGCAGAUGAUACGAUACAAGUGUGAACAUUGGCAAGAAGUUGACGCAACAGAGCUUACUUUUGAGGAACAAGCUGAAUAUUAUGCAGAUAUCUGUCACUGUGGCUACACUUCCCUCCACCUUGCAGCAAGGUGUGGCUACCAACAGCUGGCAAUGUCCCUCAUCAGAAGAGGGGCCCGUGUUGAUGACCGGGAUUGUACUGGAGCGACACCCAUACAUGUGGCUGCUUGUCACAAUCAAGCUGACUUAAUUGUCAUAUUUUCUCAUCCAAAUAUUGGGGGCGACAUCAACGCCAAGACAUCGAAUGGAUCCACCCCUCUUCACAGCGCUGCAGCGUGUGGAGCUGUCGAAGUAAUUGAUUAUAUACUUGACAAGAAGGGAAACCUGACGGCUGUUGAUGAUUAUGGCCUUACGGCACUGCACUACUCAAUUCGAAACAUUAAAUCAAGUGAUCUGAAUCAAACACUGUACCUUAACGAUAACUCUUCGAGUGGAAAUUCGACACCAGUUAUAAUAGAGAGAACGGGUCAUUUGUCUGGGUUUUUUUCAGAGAAAGAUCAAAUCAAGAGUACUGACCGUUUACACUGGCUAGACACUCUUCUCAAAUUACUUUUGACAGGUUCCGACAUCGACGCCGUUGAUAUCAAAGGGCAGACAACAUUGCAUAUCGCUGCUCAGAAUGGUUUAGCUGACGCUGUAAACGUUCUCCUCCAGAUGAACGCAUCACUAGAGAAAAAAGACAUACUUGGUAAGACACCGCUGGAAGUAGCUGUUGAAAACGCGCGGAAUUUACCAGUUCAUUCACCUUUCCAUUUAGGGAUCACAAUAGAACAUUUAUAUGGAGCUUUGCGUGAUCAUGAGUUGGUCGUUUUUCUUCUCCUUUAUCGCGGCGCCUUGUAUGGGAAAUGCAAGAAAACAGGCGGAAGCUUGCUGCACAGGGCAAUCCUAAAGCAACAGCCUUACAUUGUUCAGCUGCUGAUGCUCAAAGGAGCCAGCUUAAGGUGUAAAGAUAGCCUUGGGCGGACACCCCUUAUUACGUUCCUUCAAAACGGUGGAAAAUUUAUAGAUCUCGUUCUCAUAAGGUUUGUCAAGUUUGUCCCUAUCGAAUGUGGAAUACCUUUUAGAUAUUCGGUGUAUCAUCUUUUAAGUUAUCGCACCCCCACAAUUCAAGACAAUAAUUUUUUCUACGUCAAAAAAUGCAGUGGACAUGAUGACCUGGAUUGUGAAAUGUAUAAUGGGCCUCUCGCUGAAGCUCUUGAAAGUCACCCUAAAAAACACAGCGUAUUGAGUUCCUGCUUAGACGCUGAGGGAUUUACGCCACUACACAGAGCUGUGCAAGGAAGCAAUCUAAUAGCAGUUCGAUAUCUUCUUGCAAAUGGUGCAAAUGAUUCUUUUUUAAGUCCACAUGGCUAUGACGCCUUAACACUCGCUGUGCUUUAUGCCGGAAAUAAAAGGCGCAUGUGGGAAUUUCGCAGAUUUAAGGAAGUUAACGAGGAAGUUAAAGCCUAUUACAUGGGGGUAUUAGAGGCCGAAGCAACAUCAAUUGAACUUCUUCGCUAUGCAUUAAAAAAUCGGGGAUUUAGAAUUCUAUGUGACUCAAGCAAGCCAGAAAUCAGUAUUUACCAUUUGUCAGCGUUUUCUGGUCUUGUAGAGUUCAUAAGCUUAGUGCUAAAAGAAAGUGAUUCGGCAGCCAUAAACGUGAACUGUCCAAAUUCGGACGGAUUAACGCCGAUGUACCUGGCAAAAUUUGUGGAAAACAAUAACCCAAGUUACCGUUACGAUCGUUGGAGGCAGGUUAUCGAGUUAAUUAAAGGCCAUGGAGGGGAGAUGCGAUACCCAAAGCAGGAUGCCGAAUAUUAUUUAAUAUACAGACGUUUGUUUGGGAAGUUAACCUUAGGUUUGAGGCCCGAACGAUUCCGCUUUAUCACUUCCCUAACAAAAUUGUAUGAAAAUGGUGAGAAUUCUUCAUUUCGUUGUUCAUUUGGUUUCUCUUUUGAUACUGAGAAAUAUUUGGACUCUCUUCAGUCUCCUCUACUUUUAUUGGUAGCAUUAGAAAAAGCCAUUGGAGAGCUUCCGUAUCAGCGUAAGGGGAGAUUUCGAAGAAGCAUAAAACGGUGUUCAAGAGAACAAAGCCUAGGAACUCGGUACUUUUUAAAAAUUACAAAAAUCCAUUUUAGCCUCUUUGAGCCUCCUGAUCAGGAACAACGAAAGUUUCAAGACAAACUCCUCGCGUUAAUGGUGAUGCGACACGUUGAACUCAGAUACUUAUCCUGUGUUAAAUCGUUACAUCAUAAGCUGAGACCAUUUUUGGAUGCAAAAACUGCAAUGAAAACUCACCCACGCCACGUUGAGAAAAUAAUUCCUUAUUUUUACCUCAGUACGAUCUGUACAGACAUCGAGUAUAUCUUAAGAAAUUACUUACACAGGAAACGGAUGUCGUUUGAUUUUACAUUUCACCGGGACGAAGACGAACUUUAUGGUCAUUCUGAUUUUGUCGGAGAGAGGCUGAAUAAACUCACAGGACGCGGCUCCAAUACUAUGAAUCUGUUUGAUAGGCUGUCUGGGACCGAGUGGCCACUGGAGUUUCUUAUAAAACGUUUUUACGGUGCCUUUAGCCAGUAUGAUUACCUGAAAAUUCUUCAGUUCGACAUGAAUACACUGAACGACACCAAUGUUCCACUAACAUGA
Molecule: messenger RNA, 9490 nt
Organism: Porites lobata
Lineage: Eukaryota; Metazoa; Cnidaria; Anthozoa; Scleractinia; Poritidae
Source: the annotation of a GenBank genome assembly